AUGGCUUCUCUAGGGCAAGGUGAAACCUGCACCCGCACCUCCUCGAAGAUCUGGGACCCGGUCUUCAACAGUUCGGAUAUCCCGCUCCUCCCGGGCUCGCCGUGCGGCGACAAGAAGGGCUACUGUGACAAAUUCCACACCUGCCGUUUCAUAGAUGAAGACGGCCCCAUCGCCAGGGUGAAAAACUUCAUCUUGGACUUCAUCGAAAUGGAGGACCCGGCCGGCUGGAUGAAGACACAUUGGUGUGUUAUCCUUCUGGUGGUUUUAACCUUAGCAGCCAUGAUGGCUGGCACUGUCUUCCUCUUCGGACGGACAGUCAGCAGUAAACCAGAUGAACCAUUCACCAGGAUCUCCCCCAAGGCACUUCAGAGGAAGAAACAGCACAAUUCCCUUCACUGGGAAAAGGAGGCUUAUGUCGAAAUGCACCAGAAACGGCUACGUUCUGGCCCUGCGGACCUUUGCUAAGCGGAAUCUGCCAACACACACUUCCAGUUGCGGCACGGAUAAACACCAACAUUUCACGAGCCAUCACACUCAAGUGCAAAAAAACCCAAAAAAAUCAACUACGAAGAUUUUCUUACUGAUAUGAUCCCUCUAAUUUUCCU
Pseudonaja textilis is the source of this 605-nucleotide messenger RNA. NCBI's taxonomy places the organism in Eukaryota, Metazoa, Chordata, Lepidosauria, Squamata, Elapidae. The record is from RefSeq and is a predicted model, not a curated record.